This is a messenger RNA of Pollicipes pollicipes, 1324 nucleotides long. RefSeq lists its product as uncharacterized. The record is from RefSeq and is a predicted model, not a curated record. The coding region runs from base 26 to 1324 and encodes 432 amino acids. The transcript is spliced from 4 exons. NCBI's taxonomy places the organism in Eukaryota, Metazoa, Arthropoda, Thecostraca, Pollicipedomorpha, Pollicipedidae.
GACGUGCGGAUCGACAACCGGCGCCAUGGUGUCCAGGUCGGGGAGUGUCCGGCGUGCGUACCGGGUGCCACGCUCCUUCAUGGAACGGGCCACGGUCACUGCCACGCUGGUAGUGUGGGGAGCGUUCUUCAUGGUGUUGGCCGUGCGCCAGCCGCGGCCGCCGCCGAUGCCAGAGCCGGUCAGCCUCGAGCCGGGCGCCAUCCCGGACGAGGUGCCCUACAUCCCGGCCGAGGACCCGUCCUUUGUCACCGACGACAUCUGGGGAGAAGUCGGCGCCGACCAGGCGCAGCCGGCCAAGCGUGAGGCGCCGCUGGUGGCUGGCUCGACGGCCGAGGGCGUCACGGGCAGCACCACGGCCCCCACGGAGCCGGCUCAGUCCGCGGCGGCACUGGCACAACCGGCAAAUGCACCAGCACAGCCUGCGGCGGCGCCGCUGCCGUCGCCGCCCCCCUCGGUGCCUCCCGGCAGCUCUACUGGUCUCAGCUGUUUCACGGCCCGCUCUUCUGCCAGCCAGCGGAGCUUCUCGGAGCCGGAGAAGAGUGUGUUCCGUCGGCUUUUCGACUGGGCUGAGAAGCCCACCGGCUCCUGUAAACGGCUGCUGAAGUUCGGCGGCGCGGUCACGUCGGCCGGCUGUCUGAAGCUGGGCGACCGGUUCGCCUGUCUGGACCCGCCCAUGCGGCUGGCCACCUCCAAACAGUGUCUGGUCUAUGCGUUCAGCGUGCAGGCCGAGUGGAGCUUCGCUGAGGCCAUGGUGCAGCUGGGCUGCGAGGUGCACGCCUUCAGCCCGCGUCUGGACCUGCCGAAGCAGCAUCAGCCGGCCGGCGUCACCUUCCACCAGAUCGGCGUCGGGCGCAAUAACCACACCAACGUCAACGGGUGGCACAUCCACACGCUGGACCAGGUGGUGCGCAUGCUGGGCCACAUCGGCCGGCCUAUCAGCUACCUCCAGCUGGACAUCGAGGGCAGCGAGCUGGACAUGCUGUCGCAGCAGCUGCUGGACGGCAGCGGCGAGUUCGUGCUGGAUGCGGUGGAGCAGAUCGGACUGGACGUCCACCUGCGGCUCGACCCGCGGCCGGAGAUGGACUUCUAUCGGACUGCGAGCCGGGCAGUAGGGCUGCUGCGGCGGGUCGGCUUCAACGUGGUCCAGUGGGACUACAACAAGGUGGCGAGGCAGCGGUUCAUGUUCCCGGGCGUGGAGCGGCCCGUCAGCCUGCUGUACGAGAUCCUGCUGGUCAAGAACGGACCGGACACCUGGGACAGGUCAACCCGAGGUCAAAAGUCCGCCGCUAAGCCAGACGUGACGGCGAACCUGGUGCAAACGUAG